Messenger RNA from Phanerochaete carnosa HHB-10118-sp, 690 nucleotides. RefSeq lists its product as uncharacterized. The record is from RefSeq and is a predicted model, not a curated record. The annotation marks the transcript as partial. Gene Ontology annotation, molecular function: protein binding. Lineage: Eukaryota; Fungi; Basidiomycota; Agaricomycetes; Polyporales; Phanerochaetaceae. The transcript has 3 exons.
AUGGCCAACGACGUCCUUCCGGCAUCUUCUUCCAUAGACCACGAACGCGCGCGCACCUCGUCGCAGCCAUCCGCGUUUUGGUUUGACGAUGGUUCCAUCAUCAUUGCAGUUGCAAGGGAACGCUUCAGACUUCACAAAUCCCUCUUAAGCAGGCACUCCUCUAUCUUUGAGUCGCUGCCUGUCUCGCAAAGCACAAGAGCCGAAACUAGAGACCCGCCAACGGUCGAGAUAUCAGAAGGCUUGGCGACCCCAAGAGACUUUACAGCUUUGCUGGAGCACCUGUAUCACGAUGUACCAAUAGACUCUGCUCCACUAUCCGCGGUAUCAUCUUUGCUACGCGUAACAUCUGACAAGUCCCUCAGAUUCCCCACUAUCCACAUCCUCGCCCGUGAACGGUUUCGCAUGCUCCUAGAACCGGAACCAGGGAUCGUGAACUUCAUCACGCCAGAAAAUCCAGAAGAGGCAUUGGGCCUUGCAGUGGAACACGACAUCCCAUCGGUACGAAAGGCACUAUACUACAGCGUCGCUACGACUUCUCAUUUUGAGCCCGACUCGACGCAUCCGUCGCUUCCAAGAUCGGUCACGGACCGCUGUGCAGUGCUGCAGGAGCAUCUCAUCACCCAUUUCACACCCAUCCUCUUUACGGUUGCGACAGCGGGACACAUGACAUGCACGGACGUAUUUGCGGAA